AUGGCAUCGCAGGAAAAGUGUGUUUAUGUUGGCAAUCUCGAUUGGACGACUACCGAAGAUGAGCUCGGUGAUCAUAUGAAGAAGGUUGGACCUGUCGUGUCGGUCGAUAUUAUGACCAGAAACGAUGGUAAAUCCAAAGGCUGCGGGAUAGUCGAGUUUAAGGAGGCGAGCUCAGUGGCGAAGGCUAUUGAUACGCUCAAUGAGACGCAAUUGGGCGAGAGAAAGAUCUUUGUCAGAGAGGACCGUGGCCCUGCGAAGCCUUGGUCCGAGAGUGGUAGUCUUGGGCAGGUCUCUUCUCUACUGUGCUCUCCUCGUGGUGGCAAGGGUAAGGGUAAGGGUAAAGGGAAAGGGAAGGGUAAAGGGAAGGGAUAUUGGGAUUGGGGAUUUGAUUGGGGAUACCCUGGUAAGGGUAAGGGUUUUAAGGGCUACAAAGGCAAGGGCGGCCUCAGACCACUUCGUGUUGGCCCUCGUGAUAAAGGGAGGCUCAUCUACGUUGGCAACUUACCUUGGAGGACAGCCUGGCAAGAUCUUAAAGAUCUUUUCCGUGAAUGCGGUGAAGUUAUACGUGUCGAUAUCGCCGAAGGUUGGGACGGCCGUUCUAGAGGCUUCGCCACUGUUCUCUUCGAGGAUGAAGAGAGCACUACCAAGGCCAUCGAGAAGUAUAAUGAGUACGACUUUGAAGGGCGCAAGCUACUCGUGCGCGAAGACAAGUUCGUUCAAUAA
Perkinsus marinus ATCC 50983 is the source of this 723-nucleotide messenger RNA. RefSeq lists its product as hypothetical. The transcript has 7 exons. The record is from RefSeq and is a predicted model, not a curated record. Gene Ontology annotation, molecular function: mRNA binding. Gene Ontology annotation, cellular component: cytoplasm; nucleus. NCBI's taxonomy places the organism in Eukaryota, Perkinsozoa, Perkinsida, Perkinsidae. Bases 1 to 723 code for a protein of 240 amino acids.